Ochotona princeps (American pika) is the source of this 2773-nucleotide messenger RNA. RefSeq names its product N-deacetylase and N-sulfotransferase 3. Gene Ontology annotation, molecular function: heparan sulfate N-sulfotransferase activity; deacetylase activity. NCBI's taxonomy places the organism in Eukaryota, Metazoa, Chordata, Mammalia, Lagomorpha, Ochotonidae. The record is from RefSeq and is a predicted model, not a curated record. The transcript is spliced from 13 exons. Bases 1 to 2622 code for a protein of 873 amino acids. Gene Ontology annotation, cellular component: Golgi apparatus.
AUGAGUUUUAUCAUGAAGCUUCACCGACAUUUUCAAAGGACGGUUAUUCUGCUUACCACUUUUUGUAUGGUGAGCAUUAUUAUUUCUGCUUACUACCUGUACACUGGCCACAAGCAGGAAAAUGAGCUCUCUGAGACGGCUUCAGAAGUAGACUGUGGUGACCUCCAUUACCUGCCAUCUAAGCUAAUGGAAGUGAAGACACCGAAAGUUUCUGAUGCUGCAAGGACAGAACCGAUCGUCCUUGUGUUCGUGGAAAGCCAGUAUUCAUCCCUUGGUCAAGACAUCAUUAUGAUUCUGGAAUCCAGUAGAUUCCAGUAUCACGUUGAGAUUGCUCCUGGAAAGGGCGAUCUCCCAGCACUUACAGACAAAACUAAAGGCAAAUAUGUCCUCAUUAUUUAUGAGAAUAUUUUAAAGUAUAUAAAUAUGGAUUCUUGGAACCGAAGCCUCUUAGAUAAAUACUGUGUAGAAUAUGGUGUGGGUAUCAUUGGAUUCCACAAAAUGAUUGAGAAGAGCCUACAGAGCUUUCAGCUGAAAGGUUUCCCCUUUUCCAUCUAUGGAAACCUUGCAGUGAAAGACUGUUGCAUUAAUUCUCAUUCUCCAUUGCUCCAUGUGACCAAGUCUUCUAAGCUUGAAAAGGGAUCUUUACCUGGAAAUGAUUGGACAGUCUUUCAGAUUAAUCACUCAGCUUACCAACCAGUAAUAUUUGCCAAAGUAAAGACUCCAGAAAACCUUUCUCCUCCCAUCUCUAAAGGUGCUUUUUAUGCUACUGUCAUCCAUGACCUGGGACUGCAUGAUGGAAUUCAACGAGUUCUUUUCGGAAACAACUUGAACUUUUGGCUGCAUAAGCUCAUCUUUAUAGAUGCCAUCUCCUUCCUAUCCGGGAAGAGGCUGGCUUUGUCUUUGGAUAGGUACAUCCUUGUGGACAUAGAUGAUAUAUUUGUGGGAAAGGAGGGGACCAGAAUGAACACCAAUGAUGUGAAGGCCCUGCUUGAUACUCAGAAUCUUUUGCGUGCACAAAUCACAAAUUUUACAUUCAACUUGGGAUUUUCAGGGAAAUUUUACCAUACAGGAACAAAAGAGGAAGAUGAAGGAGAUGACUGUCUGUUGGGGUCUGUCGACGAGUUCUGGUGGUUUCCUCACAUGUGGAGCCACAUGCAGCCCCACCUCUUCCAUAAUGAGUCAUCUUUGGUGGAGCAGAUGAUUCUCAACAAAAAAUUUGCCUUAGAGCAUGGCAUUCCUACUGACAUGGGCUAUGCGGUGGCUCCUCACCAUUCAGGUGUCUACCCUGUUCAUGUUCAGCUUUAUGAGGCCUGGAAGAAAGUCUGGAAUAUUAAAAUCACCAGCACUGAAGAAUACCCACAUCUGAAACCAGCCAGAUACCGGCGGGGCUUCAUCCACAAAAACAUCAUGGUUCUUCCAAGACAGACCUGUGGGCUUUUUACUCACACAAUUUUCUACAAAGAAUACCCAGGAGGUCCUAAGGAGCUGGACAAGAGUAUUCAAGGUGGUGAACUGUUCUUCACUGUGGUCCUCAACCCAAUCAGCAUUUUCAUGACCCAUUUGUCCAACUAUGGGAAUGACCGGCUGGGAUUAUAUACAUUUGUUAAUCUGGCUAAUUUUGUACAGAGCUGGACCAACUUGAGACUUCAGACUCUACCGCCAGUGCAAUUGGCUCAUAAGUAUUUUGAGCUCUUUCCGGAUCAGAAAGACCCUCUCUGGCAGAAUCCUUGUGAUGACAAACGCCACAGAGACAUUUGGUCUAAAGAAAAAACAUGUGAUCGCUUACCGAAAUUCUUGGUAAUUGGGCCCCAGAAGACUGGCACUACUGCUUUAUAUUUGUUCCUGGUUAUGCAUCCUUCCAUCCUUAGUAACUCCCCCAGCCCAAAAACCUUUGAGGAGGUACAGUUCUUUAAUAGAAAUAACUACCACAGGGGGAUUGAUUGGUAUAUGGAUUUCUUCCCAGUGCCAUCUAAUGUUACCACUGAUUUUCUGUUUGAAAAGAGUGCCAACUAUUUCCACUCAGAGGAGGCUCCUAAAAGAGCUGCUUCUCUGGUCCCCAAAGCCAAGAUCAUCACCAUUCUUAUUGAUCCUUCGGACAGAGCAUAUUCCUGGUAUCAGCAUCAGCGAUCACAUGAAGACCCUGCAGCUCUGAAGUUUAGCUUCUAUGAAGUGAUCUCAGCCGGACCCCAUGCACCCUCUGAGCUGAGAGUCUUACAGAAGAGAUGUUUGGUACCUGGGUGGUAUGCCAGCCACAUAGAGAGAUGGCUUGUUUAUUUCCCACCUUUCCAGUUGCUAAUUAUCGAUGGGCAGCACUUAAGAACCGAUCCUGCUACUGUGAUGGAUGAAGUACAGAAGUUUCUAGGAGUCUCUCCUCAUUAUAAUUAUUCAGAAGCUUUAACGUUUGAUUCUCACAAAGGCUUCUGGUGUCAGUUACUUGAAGAAGGUAAAACCAAAUGCCUUGGAAAAAGUAAAGGAAGAAAAUACCCUCCAAUGGAUUCUGAUAGCAGAGCAUUUCUGUCAAGCUACUAUCGAGAUCACAAUGUGGAACUCUCUAAGCUGCUUCACAAGCUGGGGCAGCCCCUACCUUCCUGGCUAAGACAAGAGCUGCAGAAAGUGAGAUAGCAUUGAAAGAAAAGUUCUUGAGAAUUCACCUUCCAAAAAAUAUGAAUUUUUCCCAAAGCUUCCAGAAGCUACCAAAACGCUGUUGAAAAAUAUACCUCUUCAAAUGAGAAAAAAAAAAAGGAUGAUACUUUCCAUAUGCUGGCAUGUGGAU